CCUGGAAAACAUACAUUUGAGACGUAAAGGAGGAUGGGGAAGACAUUCCUAGUCGCAAGCGCGGUCAUCGUCUUCGGCGCAUACAGUGUUUUCGAUGCUCACGGAAAGGAAGACGACCGCGAAAGGAUGGUCACAGAUGUGGUCAAGCGCAACGCGAGCCUCUUCCGGUCCUAUGGCUGCUAUUGCGGAAUCGCCGGACUUGGAAGAGGCGAACCAAAGGAUUACAUUGACGUAUGCUGCCAGAUGCUGAACUGCUGCUACGAGGUUUUGAGGCAUUCCAGGUGCGAUGCCAGAACCACCAGCUAUACUUACGUCUAUGACGGUGACAACGUCGAAUGCC
Sceloporus undulatus (fence lizard) is the source of this 340-nucleotide messenger RNA. Its product is annotated as basic phospholipase A2 homolog PocTX-like. Lineage: Eukaryota; Metazoa; Chordata; Lepidosauria; Squamata; Phrynosomatidae. The transcript has 3 exons. The annotation marks the transcript as partial. Gene Ontology annotation, molecular function: calcium ion binding; phospholipid binding. Gene Ontology annotation, biological process: lipid catabolic process; arachidonate secretion; phospholipid metabolic process. The record is from RefSeq and is a predicted model, not a curated record.